Molecule: messenger RNA, 3435 nt
Organism: Penicillium oxalicum
Lineage: Eukaryota; Fungi; Ascomycota; Eurotiomycetes; Eurotiales; Aspergillaceae
Product: regulator of nonsense transcripts 2
Exons: 6
Coding region: 1-3435 (1144 amino acids)
Biological process (GO): nuclear-transcribed mRNA catabolic process, nonsense-mediated decay
Cellular component (GO): exon-exon junction complex; cytoplasm
Molecular function (GO): protein binding; RNA binding
Source: RefSeq, a predicted model, not a curated record
AUGGAUCGCCAGAAGAAAAGAGAGAUUCGUGAUCUGAACGAGAAAGCAUGGGGAGGCCAGACCGAUGUCUUCCCCGUGAGCCAGUCUCUGGACUCGGCACUCAAAAAGAACACUGCUUUCAUCAAACGACUCCGGACCGGUAUCAGUGCCUCCGCCCUCUCGACCUUUCUGACCGAUAUCCGCACGCUCUCGCUCCACAAAUACCUGUCCGAGAUCAUCUCCGCCUGCUAUGAGGGUCUCUGCAAGCUUAAAUCACCCGGUGAAAUCGCGGCAGGAGUGGAAAUCGUGUGCGCUUUACACCAGCGAUUCGGCCCGGCAGAGUUCACGCGACAGAUCGGAUGGCUUCUCGGACGGGGCAUGAGCUCCAUGGACAAAGCAUCGCUGAAGGCUUUGCCCCAAGAGAUGCGUGAGCGCGAGGAAAAGGAACGACUGAGCCGACAUCGCGUCCUGCUACGAGUGGUGACGGAGCUGUGGCUGGUCGGCGUCCUGAGAACACUCGAUGAUACGGAGAGACCCGAGGAUGCCAGAAAGGAUGCGACCACGGGCAAGCUGCCUGACCUGGUUCCAAUGAGAGCGACAAAGUCACCCGCAGCCCUCAAGGAGUUGGAGAAACAGGCUGAGCCAUUCCCCCUGGAAGUUCUCAAGGAUUUACUUGGACAUGACCGCGACCACACCAACCUUCCGCUCGCUGUUUUGUUUGUGAAAAGCUUCAGCUGGGACAUUCUCGGGACCAAGCUCGUGGAAGAUGGCCGAAAGACCGUGGAGGUGGACGGAGCAACGUCAAAAUUGAACGGAGGCGAAUCUGAAAAUGCAGAUGGCAACGCCGAGACGAUCACCGAAGCGGAUCCGCCAUUAGUGCCGGAAAAGACUCAGCAGCGGUUCAGGAACAUCCUGACUCGCUAUCUCGAUGAUGUCAAAGCUCAUGUGGUUCGCGACCAGAAAGCGCUCGCGUCGCAGAGUCGCCGCAAUGCCGAAGCCUACGUGAAGAGCGGCGAGAUCUUUGAAGAUCGACAGUCCAAUUUCGAGAAGCAAUCUAAAUCCCUGGAGAAGCUCGUUGCCAACACCCAGGUUCUGUGUGAGGCACUCGGUGCGGAGAUGCCCGAUCUGGCCGAAAAGGAGUCUGCAGAUGCUGGCGGUAGCGGUGGCAUUGGCUUGGUCAAAACCACAGACUAUCUCCGUGGCCAGGGUGAUGGUGCGGGUAUCUGGGAAGAUGAAGAGGAGCGGCGUUUCUAUGAAAACUUGGUUGAUCUGAAAGGCAAGGUUCCCGCUGUCCUCCUAGAAGAUGGCAAGAAAAAGAAAGGCGAAGGCGAAGAGACCGGAAAGAAGAAGUCUGAUGGCGAAGCUGAAAAGUCGGGCGAGACAUCCGAGGACCGUGCUGCUGCAGAUGCGGACGAUCAGUCGAUGGCCAUUGCCAGCAAGACUGUUGGUGCCCAGGUGGAUGCUCUUUUGAGUAAGCUACCUGAGCUGCAAACCAAAGACCAGGUCGAUCAGUUUGCCUUGGACUUUUGUUUCGUCAAUUCCAAGGCCUCUCGAAACCGACUUGUCAAAGCCGUGUCCGACAUACCCAAGGGCCGGAUCGAUCUUCUUCCGUUGUACGCUCGCUUGGUCGCCACUCUUGGGCAAUACCUACCGGAUAUCCCCCAGGGCCUGACCACCUAUCUCGAUGAAGAAUUUCGAAGUCUGCAACGGCGAAAAUCGAAGGAGUUCCUGGGGCAGGUGCGCAUGAGCAAUGUGCGAUAUUUGGCAGAAUUGACCAAAUUCGGCGUGGUCCCUGAACAUAUCAUUUUCCACUGUUUCAAAGUCUCGCUGGACGACUUUUCUCGUAUGAACAUCGAGAUCAUCGGCAAUCUGCUGGAGAACUGUGGCCGUUACUUGCUUCGCAACCCAGAAACAUCCCCGCGCAUGGCUUCGUUCUUAGAGACUUUGAGCCGAAAGAAGACCGUGCAGCAUCUUGGCCAGCAAGAGAGGAUGGUCAUCGAGAAUGCCAUCUAUUACGUUGACCCGCCUCCCCGGCCUGCGAUUCAGCAGAAAGAACGGACCCCUGUGGAACAGUACGUUCGACGGUUGAUCUACCUCGACAUGAACAAGCGAAACUACACCAAGAUUCUAAAGACCAUUCGGAAGCUGCACUGGGAAGAGCAAGAGGUGGUCGACAUCCUGGAGCGUGUCUUCAGCAAGCCAGUCAAGGUCAAGUACGGCAGCAUUCACCUUCUUGCCAUUCUGGUCAGCGCGCUCUAUCGCUAUCACCAAACAUUUGUGAUUGGCAUUGUGGAUAACGUCCUGGAGCAAAUCACACUUGGUCUUGAGCUGAAUGACUUCAAGUUCAAUCAGAAGCGCAUUGCCGAAGUCAAGUACCUCGGGGAGCUCUACAAUUACAAGAUGAUUGAUUCCCCCGUCAUCUUUGACACAUUGUACCGCAUCGUUACAUUCGGACAUGGCGGUGGCACACCCGUGCCCGGCAGGAUCAGCCCUCUCGAUAUGCCGGACGAUUUCUUCCGACUUCGCCUUGUGUGUACUCUUCUGGAUACCUGCGGUCACUGCUUUGAUCGUGGCUCUGCUAAAAAGAAGCUGGAUUUCUUCUUGACUUUCUUCCAAUACUAUCUCUUCACCAAGGAUCCCCUGCCCAUGGAUGUUGAUUUCUUGAUCCAGGACACUUAUUCCAGUUUGCGUCCUCAGUGGAAGCUGGCCACGGAUCUUGACGAGGCGACUCGCAUCUUUAGUGAGGCGAUUGCCCAGAAUUACAGUGUCCAGGACUCCGAGAGGCCCGUAGAACUUGACGAGGAGGAGGCGGAGAGUAGCUCCUCCGAUGAAGGGCUGGAGGAUGACGUCAUCCCCGAGAUUGAAGAUGAGCAGGAGUCCAGCGACGAAGCUGAGGCUUCUGGACCCAAUGUGGACGUGAACGAUGAGAGCGAUUUCGAGAAUGAACAUAUCGUUGUCACUCGUCAAGAAGAGGAGCGGGAUCCUGAAGUCGAGGCUGAAUUUGAUCGAGAAUUCGAAAAGAUGAUGGCGGAAAGCAUGGACUCGAGACGCUUUGAGCGUAAGGGUGUCUUUGAUAUUCCAUUGCCUAUGAAGCGAGUACCCCGAGAAAACCAGCCAACGGAAUCUUCGACCGAGUCGGCUACACCUGAACCUGUUCCCAACAAGACCAUGGCUUUCUCCUUGAUGACCAAGAAGGGAAAUAAGCAGCAGACACGCACCAUUGAUCUUCCUUCAGAUUCCAGCUUUGCUGUUGCUAUGCGCAGCCAGCAACAAGCUGAUCGGGAAGAACAACAGCGUAUCAAGAGCUUGGUUCUGAACUAUGAGGCUGCAAAUGAACCCGAGGAAGCUGAAACCUUUGAAAAGCGCAUCCCUGCCAACCAACGGGUCGACAAGUCUGGUGCGAAUCGAUCGGCCUUCCGAUCCCGCAAGCUUCAACUCAGCGAUGUGAAUUGGUGA